AUGGACAGGCGAAAAAAUGCAGAUUUUAGAAAUGUAACAGAUAAUUUAACUCAUAAUUUGCGCACAGAAAAUUUAAAGAGAAUGCAGCUAGUUUGUCAUCAAAAUGUUUAUAAAAUUAGACUCAAACAUUCACAAACAACAUUGACUUUUGUAUCCACACGAGCCUCCGUAAAGUUGAUGCAAAACUUUAGCUGGUCUUUUUUUCCACUUCACAAAAUAAAUCAACCACCAUAUUUGUUUGUUUAUUCUUCGAUAUGGUUUGAGAAGUUUGUUUUGAUGAAUUCCCGUUAUGCUAAUGGAGUCACUGUACUUAAUGGCACUAACGUGAAAUUAGUAUGGACUGUAAACGUAUCUCCCGGUGAUACUAUUGUUUCGAGAAGUGUCUACUUGUCACCUGAUUUCACUAAUCCAAUACUUGUUGACAGGAGUAUCAAGAAAAAGGGUCUAAAAUUAUUUGGUGAAAACAGAUUAUCUGCUACAUUUGGUACCGGGAAGUACACAAUGUCUUUAAUGGAUGUGAAAUAUAAUGAAAGUGGAACAUUUCAACUUGAUGUAGCUAUUGAAAAUGAUGGUUUAAUAACGACCCAAUCUGACAUUCAUGUCAUUGUUAGAGGUAGACCAAACUUUUGCGACAAUAAAUAUCCAUAUCAUUAUACUGCAAUCGAAAGUGGUGUUUUUACAGAAGGACCUGAGGUAUGUGGAUAUCCGAUACCUGAUGUUAAAUGGAAAAUAGGAGAAGACAACUUCAGCACCUUAUCUACUCCUUCUGUCAUUAAUAAAGCAACCAGGAAAUACAAACACAGUUUUAGGACUCGACCUAUCACUCGCAAAGAUUGUGGAAAAAACUUCACAUUUGUUACUUCUAAUACAUUAGGAAGUAUGGAAAGAAAUUUCAAAAUUGAUGUUAAAUUUGUACCUUCAUUGGUUUCGAAAGUAUUAUAUUACAGACACAAUGCAAGUUGUGUUCGUGUCACUUGGGAUGCGGAAGAUACUGGGAAAUGUAAUAUCAGCUAUCAUUUGCAGUUUGCUGGUACAAAAGCUGUGUAUAACAUUUCCAGCACAAAUUUUACACUCUGCAAUUCUUCAUAUGUUGAUGUCGUUUUCAUUUGGGCAUCAAACAAGAGGAACAUUGGUGGAAAACUUGCCAGUAGAAUUAAUGCUACAACCUCGUUACCAGAUAGCCUAACGAACAAUGCAGGACAAAAUGUACAGGCAACAUGUGAUGAUCCAUUUACAAGUAACAUUAUUACUGCAAUCGUCACAUUAGCUGCCACACUGAUUUUAAACACAAUUAUCUUUGUUAUUCUCAAGCACAAAGGUUUCAUCAUUGUAAGCAUGAGCCGGACGAAAUCAGCACACAGUAUUAAAAAUCAAACUACUAAUGAUUAUCAGGGAACAGGGGCAAAGAUAUCUCAUUACGCAGAUGUCAACAGCAAAGCUGUGAAACAAAGUACAUAUGCAGAUUUGACAACGACAGCUGACCUUUCCAAGCAGUAUUAUGAAAUUGAGUUAAAUACAAUGCAAACAAACAUAUACGCCAAUAUCACGACCUGAAAGUAACAAAACUGCAGACAUAGACACUUCAUCCAAUAACUGUGU
This is a messenger RNA of Hydractinia symbiolongicarpus, 1599 nucleotides long. RefSeq lists its product as uncharacterized. Bases 1 to 1554 code for a protein of 517 amino acids. The record is from RefSeq and is a predicted model, not a curated record. NCBI's taxonomy places the organism in Eukaryota, Metazoa, Cnidaria, Hydrozoa, Anthoathecata, Hydractiniidae. The transcript is spliced from 9 exons.